This is a messenger RNA of Conger conger (European conger), 2117 nucleotides long. RefSeq names its product serpin peptidase inhibitor, clade F (alpha-2 antiplasmin, pigment epithelium derived factor), member 1 (gene serpinf1). The record is from RefSeq and is a predicted model, not a curated record. The transcript has 8 exons. The coding region runs from base 161 to 1384 and encodes 407 amino acids. Gene Ontology annotation, molecular function: serine-type endopeptidase inhibitor activity. Gene Ontology annotation, biological process: negative regulation of angiogenesis; negative regulation of endopeptidase activity. Lineage: Eukaryota; Metazoa; Chordata; Actinopteri; Anguilliformes; Congridae.
AGCAACGUCAUAGCCCAGUCGAGGGUGGGAUAGGCGCCGAGAUUUUGGAAUAAAGUGGUGAACUGGACCGGUUCUUGGCCAGUUUAGUCGGUGAUAACUGGUCUGAAGAAGGCGAAGCCACGCGCGCACAUCCACUGCUAGAAGUGAUACAGAAGCCAGGAUGAAGAGGAUGACUGUGCUGCUGUGGUUGGGGGUUCUGCUCUCCCUCUCUCACGCUCAGCCGUAUGAGCCGGAGGAGGAAGAGCACGGCGCGGAAGAGCACGUGGAGCUCUUCACCACGCCCAGAACCAAGAUGGCCGCCGCCACCUCUGACUUUGGCUACAACCUGUUCCGGCAACUGGCCUCCCGCGACCCGCCAGCCAGCUUCCUCCUCUCCCCCAUCACCAUCUCCGCUGCUCUCACACAGCUCUCCAUGGGUGCCUCCUCCCAGGCGGAGAAACAGAUGUACCGUGUGCUGCGCUACCAUAACCUGCAGGACAGCCAGCUGCACGACACCCUGAGAGACCUGCUGUCCUCUGUCCGCUCCCCGGGAAAGGGCCUGAGUGCAGCCUCCCGUGUCUACCUGGAGAGGAAGAUGCGUCUCAAGCUGGAGUACUUGAACGCGGUGGAGAAGCAGUACGGGGUGAGGCCCAAGGCCCUGACGGGCGGAACCCGCGACCUGAAGGAGAUCAACGAUUGGGUCAAGCAGCAGACGGGCACCAAGGUGGACAACUUCCUGUCUUCAUCCCCCCAGAAUCCGGGCGUGUUUCCUGUGGCAGCUGCGUACUUCAAAGGUCAAUGGGUGACCCGGUUCAGCCAGUCUGGAAAGACAGAGAACUUCCAGGUCGAUGGAGCACCGGCAACUCAAGUUCCCAUAAUGCAACAGGACAGGUACCCAGUCAAGAUGGGCUUUGACAGCGACCUUGCAUGCACAGUUGUUCAGGUGCCUAUGCAGGGCGACCUAAGCAUGGUCUUCUUCCUGCCAGAUGACGUCACGACGAACAUGACCCUGAUAGAGGAGAGUCUGACGGCGGAGUUCGUGCAGGACCUGUCUAACACGCUCCACUCCGUUCAGGUGGACCUCACUCUGCCCGUUCUCAAGCUCCACUAUUCCACCAACACGCUCCCUUUUCUCUCCGACAUGGGCCUAUCGGAGUGGCUGGCCCAGACGGAACUGGAGAAGAUCACCGGCCAGGCCGCCAAGGUCAGCGGCAUGCAUCACAAAGUGAUGAUGGAGACCGCUCCAGAGGGCAGCCAAUCCGCCAGCCCCGCCCCUGCCUCCACUGGCCAAUCGCUGCCCCUGACCUUCAACGUCAACCGCCCUUUCAUCUUCCUGGUGCGGGACGACCCCUCGGGGACGCUCCUGCUCAUCGGGAAGGUUCUGAACCCGCGGGACCUGGCCUGAGCGACCGCUCCGGCAGGCUCCUGGGCAGGGGUUAGGCUUCGCACGCUACACGCAGGACACGGGACUGUACACACGCAUGCGCGCUUGUAAGAAACAGCGCAGGGACUCUCACGCUCAGCACGUACAAUCAGCCCAACGACUGGACAGAUGACUUCCGUCUUACCUACACGCAUUGUCACAUAUUGUCAGUGUCACCAAAAGACUUUGUAUCUCCAAUAAGAAAUCGAAUUCUCAGGAACAGCAUCUGCUUCUUAUAUUUCAUUUACCAACAUAGCAUUGUGAUUUACUUGUUUCACACAAAUUGUCAAUGCGGUUGAGUUAUGAAACACUGGCAAUACAUGGAGCUGCAUGACAACCCUCAAUUUGUCAAAAUGACAAAAAAGGACAUACAGUGUUUUUUCAUGACACAGGCAAUAUGCAACAUGUAGCCUGCUCUCUUUGACAUGCCACAGCCACCAUGACAUCCAGAAUUGUAUCAAACUAUAAAGCUAGCCCUAUGCGUAACAACCAGCAUACAUGCUCAGUUUAAAUGCAAAGAUGUUCUAUACUGAUGAUGUAUGGCAUGUGAAUAGUGACACAUCAUGCAUGGACUCCUGUAAAUCUGGUGACAGAACCGUCACACCACAGCUGUUUGCGUAUUUUUUAUUGCAUAUUCUCAAUGCAUAUUUCCUUGCUGACAAUCACAGAGUUGUGAAGAGCUAGAUCUGAAAUAUAACAUACUCAUUUUCUUCGG